This is a messenger RNA of Exophiala bonariae, 1173 nucleotides long. RefSeq lists its product as uncharacterized. Bases 1 to 1173 code for a protein of 390 amino acids. NCBI's taxonomy places the organism in Eukaryota, Fungi, Ascomycota, Eurotiomycetes, Chaetothyriales, Herpotrichiellaceae. The record is from RefSeq and is a predicted model, not a curated record. The transcript is spliced from 3 exons.
AUGGAACAGUUGUACGAGGAGGCGUGCAAAAAUGGCGACAUCCGAGGUGCACUUGCAGAGAGUUUCCGUUUCCAGAAAGCUUUCGGAAGGUCAAGCCCAGACAAGCUUCUCACCCUUGACUCGACGUUCAGGAUUGCGUCUUGCUCCAAAUUGAUUACCUCGAUCGCUGUGAUGCAAUGUGUGGAGCAGGGUUUGGUUAAAUUGGAUGAGGACGUGAGCCCGAUCCUUCACGAGCUGAAGGGUAUUCAGAUCUUGGAAGGGUUUAAUUCAGUCAGUGGUGAUCCGGUCUUGCGGCGUUCCGACGCCAACAUUACGCUUCGCUCUGGCUUGGGCUAUGACCUUUUCGUGCCUUUGUUGCAGCAGUGGCGUGCAUAUCACCACGAGAACGUUGGUAUUCCAGCCUCGGACUUCACUAGGGCAUAUUUCCUGCCGCUUCUUUUCGAGCCUGGCCAGGGCUGGGAGUACGGCCCGGGUAUUGAAUGGGCAGGGAUUCUAAUCGAACGACUAACGGGGACAAACCUUCAACAGUAUAUACAGGAAAAUAUUGGUGAACCCCUUGGCCUUAGAAACAUGACAUUCCAUCUCGAAGAACGUCCUGAUAUCCGACAGAAUCUGUGCCACACGAGCUAUCGGCAUGCUGGUGGCGAACUUGAUUGGACAACUGAGGAGAUCUUGCCUGAUCCCAUCAAAGAAUCUUUGGGCGGUGUUGGGAUCUAUUCCACGGCCCUUGACUAUUUUGCGGUCUUGGAAGCUGUGUUGGUAGGCGACGAGAGGUUGCUCUCCGGCCCUGCGACUAUUGACUUACUCAAGCCACAACUGAGUUCGAUGUCCAGACAGGCUUUGAACAAAAUCGUGCAGGAUCUAGACCGGGCCACGGGGUUUGGAAUUCCCCCAGGCAUCGAGGUGGAUCACUCUCUGGCCGGGAUCAUCAACGUCAACUCUCUGGACACUGGAAGGAGAGGAGGUAGCGUCAGCUGGGGAGGUUAUCCGAAUCUCAAAUGGUGGGUGGAUAGAAAUGCAGGUCUUUGCGGACUAUACGCCAGUCAACUUCAUCCUCCCGGAGAUGCGAAGUCGGUUGAGCUAUACUUCCGAUUCCAGGCCGAGAUGUACAAGCGGUUGCACUCAACCCGGGGGGUGGAGAUGGGCCUGGGCGAGCAAUCAUACCAUUCUUGA